Molecule: messenger RNA, 2237 nt
Organism: Phialemonium atrogriseum
Lineage: Eukaryota; Fungi; Ascomycota; Sordariomycetes; Cephalothecales; Cephalothecaceae
Product: mitochondrial distribution and morphology protein 38
Exons: 2
Coding region: 266-1900 (544 amino acids)
Biological process (GO): intracellular monoatomic cation homeostasis
Cellular component (GO): mitochondrial inner membrane
Molecular function (GO): ribosome binding
Source: RefSeq, a predicted model, not a curated record
GUGGACAUGUCGGGUACAGCUAAGACUUAUCCACUACGUGAUUGGACCACUCAGGAGCCGCCACGGGCGGAACUGCUGGAACCACUUGCAGGAUCCAAAGACGGGGACUUGCGAUCUCGACGUGUGACACUAACCCGUUUGAAUUCUUCAUUUCCAUCCUGUGCAUCUUCUUUUUCAUCUUCAUUCUUGUAUUACUGGCUACUCUUGUAUUGGAUUCCAACUCUCGCUCUUCAUUACAAAGUCACCCCUUAAGCAGACCACAAGCAUGAGCGCUUCAGCCACUGUCGCAAGACGGGCUGUCGUCCUUAACCCCUUUUCAGGUCCAGGACGAGCGAUCCCAAGAUCAGCUUUCCAAGCCGCUUCGGCGCAGCUUGUGCGAAACUCCAGAGGCCGCGCGCUCCGCAAUCCCGCCGUUGCCAUCUUGAUCCCUGUCCGGCACUUGGCAACCGAUACUCACACUCAUUCGGGGCCGCCAUCCGGCCCGCCGCCGGGCUUCAACGUCGAGGAGGCUAAGAAACCCCUUUCGAAACAAGCCGACGCGAACAAGCCGACGACGUCCAAGGAUUCCGCUGUGAAAACGGCGGCGGAGAAGGAGGCAGGCCUGAGCUCGGAUGCCGCACGCCUGACUCAGCUGGACGCGUCCGGGGAGGUGGCUGUCGACAAGAAGGAUGGCAAGAAGGAGGAGAAGAAGCUCACUGUGGCGCAGAAGAUCAAGAGGGAGGCACAACACUACUGGGACGGAACCAAAUUGCUGGCGACCGAGGUCAGGAUCAGCUCUCGGCUUGCCCUAAAGAUGGCAGCCGGCUAUGAGCUCACAAGGCGCGAACACCGACAACUUCAGCGAACAGUUCAGGAUCUUGGGCGCUUGGUGCCUUUCUCAGUCUUCGUCAUCGUCCCCUUUGCCGAGCUGCUCCUCCCGGUCGCGUUGAAGCUCUUUCCCAACAUGCUUCCAAGCACCUAUGAGGGCCAGAAGACCAAGGACCAAAAAGCCUCUACCCUUCGGGCUACUCGAAAGGAAGUGAGCGGGUUCCUGCGCAAGACCCUCAGGGAGACGGGGUUGCCCCUGACCCCUGCCACGACUCAAAAGGAGGAGUUCACCAACUUCUUCCGGAAGGUUCGGGCGACCGGAGAAAAGCCCACGGUGGACGACGUGAUCACGGUGUGCAAGAUCUUCAAGGAUGAUGUGACUCUGGACAACUUGUCACGCCCGCAGCUCGUUUCCAUGUGCCGAUACAUGAACCUGAACACGUUCGGCACGGACAUGAUGCUUCGGUACCAGAUUCGCCAUAGGAUGCGACAGAUCAAGCGCGACGACCGGGUCCUCAGCUACGAGGGGGUUGACAGCCUGACCGUCUUGGAGCUGCAGACGGCUUGUGCCAGCCGUGGCAUCCGCACCCAUGGUGUAUCGCCGGCGAAGUUGAGGGAUGAUCUCCAGACCUGGCUGCAUCUCAGACUCAGGGAAGGCGUCCCAUCAACGCUCUUGGUGCUGAGCAACGCCUACAUGUACGGCCAGUCGCAGAGUGAGGACGAGAUCACCAACCAGAUCGACACGCUGACCCAGGUCUUGUCAUCCAUCCCGGAGGAGCUGUUCCACGAGAUCGAGCUGGAGGUGCACAAUGCCGAGGGCGCAGCGACUAACAAGCAGCGUCUCGAAGUGGUCAAGGAACAGGAGGAGCUGAUCGAGGAGGAGAACGAGCAGAACCAGGAGAACCAGGAGACCGGAUUCGCCACGCCGAGGGAUACGGAGAAUAUCGACGAGAAAGAAGAAAGGCAGAUGCAGGCGCAAGAUGCGGGAGUGGAGAAGGCCCAGGUCAGCGAGGCCGUGGACGCCGAACACGACCAGCUCGACGCCAAGCAGCAGGCGCCGGUUGACAAACCGGCCAAGAGCGCCGAGAAAUAGCUUACCUCAAACCUGGGGAUUUUUCCUUUGUGAUGUGACAUUACGGAACCGGGGGGAUUUUGCCCUGCCCCAAGGGAGGGGUUAGAGGUGAAGAUACACUCAGGGAUUCAGGAGUAUCAGGGACACCAGCAAUGGAGCUUAGACCAAACAUCUCGACACAGGAACUGCUCAUAGACCAAAUCCAGUCACAUAUUAGCAUCAUUCCAACGGCGAACACUUGACCAUGCAUUCAGACCACGUAAAAGGGGGAAAAUGUGUAAAUUCCACCGAGGAUGUCAGUUCAGCAGGAUGGCUGGUGCCUCUGGGUACUUGGUCCCUAUUCCCAAACUCUCUCUCA